Messenger RNA from Talpa occidentalis (Iberian mole), 1666 nucleotides. RefSeq names its product UDP-GlcNAc:betaGal beta-1,3-N-acetylglucosaminyltransferase 8 (gene B3GNT8). Bases 145 to 1338 code for a protein of 397 amino acids. Gene Ontology annotation, molecular function: protein N-acetylglucosaminyltransferase activity. Gene Ontology annotation, cellular component: membrane. The transcript has 2 exons. NCBI's taxonomy places the organism in Eukaryota, Metazoa, Chordata, Mammalia, Eulipotyphla, Talpidae. The record is from RefSeq and is a predicted model, not a curated record.
GCUGGGCUGGGCUGGGUUGAAGAACAACCACUGAACCACGGCACAGACAAGGGCUGAGGGAGGGCCUGACCAGAGGCCAGGGUGCCGGAGCUGGUGGGAGCAGGACGCAGAGCUCCCUCGGCUACCCCUUCCCUGGGCUGGGUCAUGCGCUGCCCCAAGUGCCUUCUCUGCCUGUCAGCAUUGCUCACGCUCCUGGGUCUCAAAGUGUACAUCGAGUGGGCCUCCGAGUCUCGACUGAGCAAGGCCUAUUCAGGACCCCGAGGCACCCCACCAGGCCCCACACCAGCCAGUCCCGAGCCCACCCUACCAGCUAACCUCUCCGUCCGUCUGGGACAGACCGGACCGCUGCCCUUGGCAUCCUGGAACCAGCAGCAGUGGCGGCUGGGGGUCCUGCCGAGUGGCGAGAGUGCUAAGGCAGGGGGCUGCCAAGCGUGGGGGGCUGCAGCUGCUGCCGAGAUCCCCGACUUCACCUCCUACCCCGAGGACCUCCGUCGCUUCUUGCUGUCAGCAGCCUGCCGAAGCUUCCCACAGUGGCUGCCUCCAGGAGACAGUGGCCAAGUUGCCAGCUGCUCAGACACUGCCGUUCCCUACCUGCUGUUGGCUGUCAAGUCGGAACCAGGGCGCUUUGCAGAAAGACAGGCUGUGAGGGAGACGUGGGGUGGUCCUGCUCCCGGCAUUCGGCUGCUCUUCCUGCUGGGGUCCCCAGAGAGCGAGGGGGGCCCUGACCUAGGCUCCCUGGUGGCCUGGGAGAGCCGCCGCUAUAGUGACCUGCUUCUCUGGGACUUCAUCGACGUCCCCUUCAACCGGACGCUCAAGGACCUGCUGCUGCUGGCCUGGCUGGGCCGUCACUGCCCCAACACACACUUUGUCCUCCAAGUUCAGGACGACGCCUUCGUGCACACUUCUGCUCUGCUGGAACACCUGCGGGCCCUGCCCCCUAGCUGGGCCCGAAGCCUCUAUCUGGGUGAGAUCUUUACCCAGGCCAAGCCACUCCGAAAGCCUGGCGGGCCCUUCUAUGUGCCUGGGUCCUUCUUCGAUGGUGGCUACCCAGCCUACGCAAGCGGGGGCGGCUACGUCAUUGCUGGGCGCCUGGCACCCUGGCUGCUGCAGGCAGCAGCCCGCGUGGCACCCUUCCCCUUUGAUGACGUUUACACAGGCCUGUGCUUCCGUGCCCUGGGUCUGGUGCCCAGAGCCCACAAAGGCUUCCUCACCAGCUGGCCACCAGACCGCAUGGCUGACCCCUGCGCUCUCCGUAAACUGCUGCUGGUGCGGCCCCUCAGCCCCCAGAACAGCAUUCGGCUCUGGAAACAAAUGCAGGACCCGCAGCUCCACUGCUAAGCCUCCCUGGGGAGGGCAUGGGAUGGGAGGACGGGCUGGACCUGACCUGAGCCCGGGGCCCCUGCCUAGGUUCAGCCUCUGUUAGGCCUGGGUGUGAGGAAGUCCCCAAGUUCAGCCGCAGAAGCCACUCCUUGGCCCCCCAGGCCAGCAGGGCACUAGGCGGGAGAGGGCAGCGGACUGUUUUUCUCUACUUUUUGAUUAAAAAAAAAAAAACAAAUUCACUCUCAACUGUGAGGCCUGAAGUGGUCUUUGCGUCUAUGGGGCCUGGAGUAGUUUACAGAACCGAGCCGACCUGCAUACCAGACACCUCCCAUGCCUCCAAGGCCAG